This is a messenger RNA of Ruditapes philippinarum (Manila clam), 3827 nucleotides long. RefSeq names its product neuronal acetylcholine receptor subunit alpha-7-like. Gene Ontology annotation, biological process: nervous system process; signal transduction; chemical synaptic transmission. The coding region runs from base 1010 to 2233 and encodes 407 amino acids. Gene Ontology annotation, molecular function: extracellular ligand-gated monoatomic ion channel activity; neurotransmitter receptor activity; transmembrane signaling receptor activity. The record is from RefSeq and is a predicted model, not a curated record. Gene Ontology annotation, cellular component: neuron projection; membrane; synapse. The transcript is spliced from 2 exons. Lineage: Eukaryota; Metazoa; Mollusca; Bivalvia; Venerida; Veneridae.
UAUAAUGUAAUAAUAAAUGAGAUUCUUAUAUGUCAAGAUAGUUUCAGAUGUGUGAAUGUCGCAUUAAUUAUAUUAAUACUUGCCCCUCACCGCUGUGGGUUCGAAUCCCGAUAGCGAUUUUGGAUUCUUUCAUGUGAUGAAGCUAUCAGCUAGCUUACGGAAAGUCGGUGGUUCUACUCAGGUGCUCGUUCGUGCCUGAAAUAAUGCACGGAAGGGUACCUGAGGUCUUCCUCCACGAGUACAGCUGGAACGUCGCCAUAAUAUUAUGACCUAUACUGUGUACGUGUGACGUUAAACCCAAUCAAACAAACAAAAGAAACAUAAACUGAAAACUGGUACAGAAUUCUAUAUAUAAUAUUAGUACAUGUAGAUCAUUAAAUAUAAGAGUACUAGUAAAAGUUUUAAGUAAUGCACAUAUUUAUAGCUGCAUUCGUAUUAGAAACGAGGAUAUCGUGAAAUAAUUGUGUACAGACAUUUAUUUGCUAAUUAAACAUGUUUAAAGUAAUUGAGAAAAUAAAUCUUGGUUAAACCUUACAGAAAAUAGAAACAUAUUCUUACAAAACAAAUAUAUCAGAUAUUUAUGACCUAAAAUAAGAUAGAUUAUAAUACUUAUUGCAAAUACAAUAUGAACCUGUUCAAGUUCUAUAAAUUGAUGAAAGAAGAAUGCAAAAAUCACCAAAUAAUUAGAUUGGUAUAAAAGUCCACUAUCGAACGAUUUAGAAAUCACACAUUAGGCAAAAGACUUUAGUCAUGGACUGGAUUAUGACGUUAUAUACGAUUAUACGGAUUAUGAUUACUUUCUUUGUUGCCUUGUUUUGUAUUAAUUUUUAACAAUGUUAAAGACACGAGAAAAUUGUUUUAUUGAAAUUUAAUUGACUGACGGAUUACAAGCAACAAUGAUGCUGACUAUAAGUGCGCUCAUCUUCACGUGUGUUUAGUUGGUGGUACACAUAUUUAAAUAUCUGUUGUGGUUAUUACGAUAUUUAAAAUAUUCCACAUAAAAGUAAAAAUGGCUGUUACGUUUGUACUUGUUUUAUUUAUGUUAUUGGAAGUUUCACAUGGUCAGCAGUAUUCCAAGUCUGUAGAUCUGAUGACUGCGGUACUGACCGGAUAUAACCCUCGACAGCGUCCUGUCCUGGAGCAGAAGGACACCAUGAACUUAACACUGUCUCUCAGCGUUUUCUCUAUCCGGGACCUUGACGAGGUUGAAGGAAAAUUUUCACUUGUUGGUAAAUUAGGCAUGCAGUGGCGUGAUGAAAUCAUUAACUGGUCACCAGCAAGCUAUGGAGGGGCAUCAAAGAUCGAUUUAAAGUUAUCGGAUAUCUGGUAUCCUAAACUUGUUCUAACAAACCCCUUCACAAAAAUGACAGACCUUGGAGAGGAUUGGAUGACCUUGUCGGUGACGUCAUCAGGAGACAUAUAUUUUUUUCCGGUGUCCGUCUUUGAGGCAACCUGUAGUGUGGAUGUUACUUACUACCCGUUUGACACACAGACAUGCACUCUUGAGUUCUCUGAACUGUCAUACUCUGGUACAGAACUAACGUUGACGUCUUCUGGUCCAGUUCAAUUGUCCAGCAGUCUGCAAAGUAGUCAGUGGGAAAUGAUUUCAGCGGAUGUUACAAGGAUACCGGGAAGUAGUGUAUUGGUGGACAAAAUUAAAUACACAUUUACUACCAAAAGGAAAUCGCUUUUUCUUAUCAUAAACAUAUUAACGCCUAUUAUAGUUAUGGCAGUUUUAAACGUCUUGGUGUUUAUACUACCAGCUGAGUCUGGUGAACGACUUUCGUUUUCUGUGACGAUGUUAUUGGCUCUGGCGGUUUAUAUGACCAUCGUUGGCGACAACUUGCCUAAAAGUUCAGAACCCAUGUCUAUAUUGAGUUAUUACCUUAUGGGAACAUUAUUUGUCAGUUCGGCAAUAACAGUGCUUACUAUAUUAAACCUAGAUAUAUACCAUAGACAGGGCCAUGUCAAUCAAUGCUUUAAAAGUCUUGCGAGGAUAAUACUCGCGAAAACAUGUAGAAACAAAAGUAAAGAUACACCAGUUCAAGUAAAGGUCGCUUUUGCAGACGACAAAAAUUCGGAUUGUGUGAGCCCAUCACCAACUGAUGAUAAGGAAGAUAUAAGCUGGCAAGAUGUUAGUUUUGCUGUUGACAGAUUAUGUUUGGUGUUCAUCACUAUUACUAACAUUACGAUGAACAUAGUGUUUAUGACAACACUACAGUCAGGAUCCUAACAACAUACCUGCUACAGUUGUCAUACAACUACAAAAAAAAAAAAUCAGCACACUGGCUUAGGGAUUUUAUAAAUCUGGAAUAGUUAAGUGUACUUGUGUUUCGUUUAACAACAAUUUAGUUCAUUAGUGUGAGUUUAGUGGAUUCCGAUUCCAUUUAUAUUUAUAUUCUUUGAAUGUACCUUAAAUAAACUAAGAAAUGAACUAUCAAGCAAAAUAAUUAAAUAAACUAUAAACAAUCAGUCAAACAAUUUGUAGGUUUGCAGACUAUUAUGGUGAUAAUUAAAUUUUGUUACAUUACGUUUCCUAAGAUUCUUAUCUAUUUAUUAGUCAGAGACUAAUGUUAAAGUUAUAGUUGUCCGGCUAAGUCAGGUAUAACAUAGUAAGCAUGACUAUUUCGUGCUUGCCGGUCGUGAUAGAAUCGCCACUCGAGGAGUUCACAUUAUAGUGAACACAUCGUAUGUGAGAAACAAUGCUUUUAUUAAGCCAUAUUUUCUCAUCCAUUGAUUGGUUCUUAGCAAAAAGAGUGAAUCAACUUGUAAAUAAUCGAUAUAAUAGUUUGAGAACUUUAAAGAUUGCGUGUCCAGAGAUUAUGACCCAAUGGAUUCAUUUACCUCACAGAAAUAACAAUUACUAUUUGUAAUGAUUUGUAUACAACAAUAUUGAAACAAUGCCUUUAUGCUACUGUAGUGUUGUUUAUUAUGUCCAAGACUGAAGGUUUCAUAACUCUUACUAUAGGUGAUGAAUAAUAUAUUUUCAGUUAAGUAAAGCGAAUUAGAAAAUAAAUAUAUAAACGUGUUUUACGAUGUCGGAAAGAUUGAUUUCUUGAAUUGUGUUUUGCUACAAUUUUCUAUCGUGUGUUCCAUAAUAACAUUAUACAAACUGCUAGCGGUAUAUAUACAGUGAAAUAUAACAUAAAUAAGAUUGAUAUCUUUGUGAUAGUCCACCCAGUGUUUCUUGUCAUUUACAACGAAAUAAUAAUGGAGCUACAGCUAAAUAUUUUUGAUAACACACUUUCGACAAUUUUUGUAAAUCUCUCAUUUAGAUUGUGAGCUACAAAAGCGGAUGAAAAAUAAAAUGUUGAGCAUAUUUCGUAAUUCACAAUUCAUGCCAAAGAGCCAAGCCGUCCGGUUCGCUCAAUAGGUACAACGUUGGACUGUGAAUCGGGCGACCCGGGUUCAAUUCCCGGACGGCGCAGGUCACUUUCGUUGUGAUUGAUCAUGAAAUCCUUUCUACGGUCAUUCGCACUGUAUCUCUGCUCUGACAUGUACAGAAGUUUCAGUUCCUUUCGAAAGUGAAGGUAACUAGUACUGGUUGACAGCCUGCCCAGAAACGAUGCGGUGGUUAAAAAGUGCUCUGGUGAAUUCAAUGUGGCUUACUGCCGUGAUCCGGAGUGUCAAACUACUAACACACAUGCUAAAGAGCCUCUUAGUCAUAAAACACAUUUGUAUACGUUUUUCAUUUAGUAAUCCAGAUGUCGUAGAUUCGCGGUACGACAUCAACUUGAGAUGGAUCCAAUACACCAAGAAGGUUAUGCUAGAAAGAUGCAAUUGAAUUCACUCUCAGUUCAGAAUUUUUUAUAUUUUGUGUCGUCCUU